ACCGAUGGACCUGUCCUGUGUGAGAUCAGUGUCAGCACAGUGAUCAUAUAUAUUGUGACACUGCUCAUCUGCCUCUGUGGGCUGGCUGGGAAUGGGGCUGUCCUCUGGCUCCUCUACAUUAAUGCCACCUCCGACUUCAUCUUCAACCAGGCCACCUUGGACUAUCUCUUCCUCACCUUCAUGGUCCCUUCCACCCUGCUCUUCCUGCACGAGGAAGUGUCCUGCUCCACUAUAAUGUCUCGGAUAUAUUUUAGCUUGCUUUUCCAGCUGUCCCAGUUCUCCUACAACAUGGGGCUGUACCGGCUGACAUUCAUCAGCUGUGAGAGGUGCAGAUUCCUCCUCUGCCAGGUUUUCUGUGUUUGCCAACGUCCCUUGCGCCUGUUGUGGGUGGUGAAGACUGUCUUGUUCUGGGCCUUCUUCUUUCUUGUCAUCGCUGUCAAUCCCACGGUGACUUCCCUGUGCCAGUCACAGGAACAGGAGCAUUGCCAGGUGGCUCUCCUCUCCAUGUAUGUCCUCAACUUCUUCCUGUUUGCUACAGCCAUGCUAAUUUCCAGCAUAAUUUUCUUCAUUCAAUUCAACCCUGGCUACCAGCAGAGGGAACACAAGAGGCUCGACUUCGUCAUCUUCCUCACUGCACUCUUCAGUCUGCCCCUCAGUCUCUUGUAUUUACUGCAGCAGCUCGAGUACACCUCGCCUGUGUCCACCGAGGUGAUUUUUCUAUUAACCUGCAUCAACAGCAGCAUCAAACCCUUCAUCUAUUUCUUGGUGGGGAUCUGGAAGGAAGACUUCUCCUUGAGGAGCUGCUGGAGAGACUGCUCCAUUGACAGCUGCUGGAGUCACAUCUCCAUGCAGUCCCUAAGGGAGGCCCUCCAGAGGGUGUUUUAGGAGCCAGAAGGAAACACUGCUCCCAGUGAUGAAAACAAUGCUCCCAGUGAUGAAAGCACUGCCUUCAGUGAUGAAAACACUGCCCCCAGAGAUGAAAACACUGACC
This is a messenger RNA of Parus major (Great Tit), 991 nucleotides long. RefSeq names its product mas-related G-protein coupled receptor member H-like. Gene Ontology annotation, cellular component: membrane. The record is from RefSeq and is a predicted model, not a curated record. Gene Ontology annotation, molecular function: G protein-coupled receptor activity. Gene Ontology annotation, biological process: G protein-coupled receptor signaling pathway. NCBI's taxonomy places the organism in Eukaryota, Metazoa, Chordata, Aves, Passeriformes, Paridae. The transcript has a single exon. The annotation marks the transcript as partial.